UCUUGGAGGCGGGAGUCUUGGCCCCGGCCUGGUCUCAUGCGGGUUGGAUACCUAGGCGAUAAUACCUAUUGGGUAAGUUACAAACCCUCAAGACGUAUAAUAUCCAGGUAAUCUAGUUCUAGGUGCACGUGUUAUGUAUGUGUCUGUGUCUGUUUGGGGUUUGUGGCUUGUAGGACUGCGCGCGUACGGUAGGAAGCAGAUUAAUAGUCACUUGGUCAAUCCCAACGUGUGGUUACUCAAAGUACUCGUAAGAACGAGCCAUAGAUAAGCCAUAAACAGACAGGAGGUAGACGAAAAGGACAAUGGUGUCACCCACCUACACAAUCCAACAAGAAGCAUCGCGCAUCUUACACGAUGUUCUUCUCGCAGACCCGCGUCUCCAAAUUCCUCCUUCCGUAAAAGCGGCUGUAUCGCGCACCUCUUUCUCCACCGAUUCGGUUGAGAAACCUUUCCUACCCGCACCCAUCAAGUGCACUGAGUCGAGUGCAGCACUAUGGGCGCUCCUAGCCACUUUCGGAAACGCCAUCGCCGGCGAGCGCUACGGUUCUACAGUUGCCGACCAACGCGCUAUUAUUAGUAGCGAUGCGGCUUCACUAUUCCUUUUUUCAUUCUGGUUUAUGCGAGUUGGGGGCAAGCCCGUGUCCGAUCCGGAUGUCGCACGGCGUAUCUCCGUUUAUGACAUUACGCGCCAAUUCACGCUCUGGCGUAGGCUCGUCACAAACGUAUAUCCCACGCGUGACGGACGUUGGUUUCACUUACACGGCGGUCUGAACUCGGAUAGGAGUUUGCGGAUGCUAGGGCUACCGACACAGAAGGACAUCGCUGGUGAGAUGGAAGCCAUCGAAGGUCUUUCCGAAGGCGUGAAACAGUUCGACGCGGAAUGGCUGGACAUCGAGGCUAACGAGUACUGGAGACAAGCGGGUGGGAUCUGCUUAACGCCAGAAGAGUACCGCACAAGCGAGCAAGGCAAAGCGGUAGCUAAUGACGGGCUUUACUUGCUUGAAGAAUUCCCAGACGAGAGACUGCCUCCGGUGCCGUGGCCCAAGGUUGAGACUAUGACGUACAGGCCUCUCGAGGGUAUUAAAAUUGUCGAUCUCACGCGUGCUAUCGCUGGCCCAACGAUUGCCAAGCUUGCGGCGCUAUUUGGCGCCACCGUAGUCAGAGUAUCAAAUACGAAGUUACCAGAUCUAGGCAUCGUAUUGUUCGAAAGUAAUCUCGGGAAGCGGGAUGCGCAUCUGGACUUGAAAACGGAAGAAGGACGUAAGGCGUUGUUAGAUCUAAUCCAGGGUGCGGAUGUUGUACUCGACGGCUAUCGUCCAAACGCCCUAGAAAAACUUGGAUUUGGCCCCACGUAUAUACACGAAAUCGCUAAAAGACGAGGCAAGGGUAUAGUGUAUGCGCGCGAAAACUGCUACGGCUGGAAAGGACCGUUGAAGCACCGCAGCGGCUGGCAGCAGAUUAGUGACGCUGUGACGGGGAUCGCCUGGCUCUUCGCCAGAAUGUGGGGUGUGGAUGAGCCCAUGAUGCCAUUUCUGCCCAAUUCCGACUUCCAAACCGGAAUCGUGGGUUGCAUCGCUGUUAUGAAUGCGCUGGACAAGCGGGCGAAGAAAGGGGGCAAUUAUCUCGUGUCCAUGUCGUUAAAUCAGUUGAAUAGCUUCUUGAUAUCUCUUGGGACGCAGAGUCCGGAAGUGCAAAGGUUAUUGCGUGAGAUGUGGCCAGAGAUGAAAUUCCGACAUUACGACGACCUACAUCGACAAAUGCGAGUGUUCUCUAGUAAUCUGUACAACAAAGUACCGCAGUUGCUAGAUCCGAAGUAUUUCAAGACCAUCAAGGCCGAUCUUGGCGUUCCUAAUGAGGAAAUGAUAUUUGUUGGACCCGCGGCUACAUACGAUACGACAAAGCUAGGAUAUGAUGUUGGUAGUUGUUUGCGAGGAACGCAUGAGGCAAAAUGGCCAAGCGAAGAAUAGGUCAUUUGUAUCAAGUGCUAUUCAAAUCAUCAGCAUUGUAUAUAGCCAAAGCAAAUAUAACCACUAAUCCGCCUCUAGGACGAUAGCGUAAAUUAAGGUAUAUAUCACGCAGAGCUUAGAGUGG
Messenger RNA from Hypoxylon trugodes, 2091 nucleotides. RefSeq names its product CoA-transferase family III. Bases 303 to 1967 code for a protein of 554 amino acids. Gene Ontology annotation, molecular function: catalytic activity. The transcript is spliced from 2 exons. The record is from RefSeq and is a predicted model, not a curated record. Lineage: Eukaryota; Fungi; Ascomycota; Sordariomycetes; Xylariales; Hypoxylaceae.